Messenger RNA from Salvia splendens (bonfire salvia), 3879 nucleotides. Its product is annotated as COP1-interacting protein 7. Gene Ontology annotation, biological process: positive regulation of DNA-templated transcription; response to light stimulus. The record is from RefSeq and is a predicted model, not a curated record. Bases 163 to 3546 code for a protein of 1127 amino acids. The transcript is spliced from 10 exons. Lineage: Eukaryota; Viridiplantae; Streptophyta; Magnoliopsida; Lamiales; Lamiaceae.
CAAAUUCUAGUGGGAGUGACAACCAAGCGAAGCAACCACCGUAAUCUUCACACACCUGACCUCCCACAUUUGGAGCCCUUCAAAAGCAAUACUCUCUCUCAUCUUUAUAAAACCAUGUGAAUUGACUCUCCAACCACUGCUCACUGUCGGCCUCCUCAAAUUAUGGAUUCCACUACUCCGCUCGGUUAUGCUCUGUUUCAAUUGACACCGACACGAACAAGAUGUGAUCUCGUGAUAUUUGCUGGGAAUAAGAGUGAGAAAAUAGCAUCAGGGUUGUUGGAGCCAUUUCUCUGCCAUUUGAAAUCGGCUAAGGAUCAAAUUUCCAAAGGCGGAUAUUCGAUUAUGCUUAAGCCCAUUUCCGCAGAUGCUUCUCCAUGGUUCACUAAGACCAUUCUCGAAAGGUUUGUGAAGUUUGUUAGCACACCAGAGGUUCUUGAGAGAGUUGUGACUAUUGAGAGAGAGAUAAAUCAGAUUGAAAGAUCAAAUGAGCAAGUAAAUGGACCACCAGGCACUCCUACGACUGAUGGAGACUUCAGAUUUUCAGUUACCCCAUUUAAGUCCAAAUCUGAAACCAACGGUGAUGAUGAUGGUGGAGAAGAAAAUCCAAAGGUUCGUCUUCAACGUGUUCUGGAAUCUCGGAAGGCAAUGCUCAAGAAAGAGCAAGCAAUGGCUUAUGCACGUGCUUUAGUGGCAGGGUUUGAGAUGGAUUAUAUAUAUGAUCUUGUCUCUUUCAGUGAUGCUUUUGGAGCUCUCCGUUUAAGGGAAGCGUGCAUAAACUUCAUGGAGCUCUGCAAUAAGAAGAACAGUGAUAAGAUUUGGUUAGAUGAAGUUGCAGCAAUGCAAGCAUCGUAUUUGGGAAUGUCUGGAGCUGUAUACACUGGUGAAAGUAAUGAUUUAUAUCCUACUGGGCCAGCUAAGAGUUCAGCAUCCGAUAGUGGCGAAGGCACAGAGAAUGGUUUGCCGACAGAGUUUCAUCUGCCACAGGAAGAAAGGACAGCUCAAUCCCCGACUUGGCAAAACAAUCAUCCUCAAUACAUGCAGAAUCCGAUGUUUCAACGGCCCCGACCAUAUCCGGGGUAUAUCUUUCCUGGGAUGCAGGUCCCUCCAUCACACUAUCCCAGCAAUGUUUCGUCGUGGCCUGUCAAUUUCCAUGAUUCAGGCAUGUAUCUUGAUAGGGACAUCAAAGAUAACAAGGGAUACAGGUCCUUUAAUAAGAAAAAGGAAAAGAAUGUCAACGGGGCUCGAAGGCACAGUACAAAAAGUGAAGGUGAAGAAAUUGAUCAAUCAAGUUCUGGAAGUGAUUCGAGCGACGAGAAAGACCAUGAAGCAACUCUUUCUCCAAACGAACGGAUUUAUAACAAGAAGCAUAGGAGAAAAUCUUCAAGAAAAGUCGUUAUUCGUAACAUAAAUUACAUUGCUUCUGCCACGAAAGAAGAAAGUUGCAUUGAUUCAGAUAGCUCUUCUUCUGAUGAAGAUGAAUACGUUGAUGCAGACUCCAUUAAACAGCAGGUAGAGGCAGCUGUUGGGUCAUUGAAGAAACAGCAUAAGCCACCCUCCAAAAAGAAUAAGGCCCGAGAUGAUAGCAAGAAAGCCAGCAGUAACCGGAUAAGUCAUUCUGAAGAAGAAAGUAAAGGGGGGAAUUGGGAUAUUUUUCAAAACCUCCUCAUGAAGGAUCCAGACCCGAGUAACAACGCAAAAGGUCCGAGGGAUAUUCAUCUUCAAGAAGAGCACUCAAUUGGCAAGGGAAGUUCAGAUGAGAAGCUAAACAAGCCAACACAUGCAAGUGAUGAUUUUCUUCUGACUGAAAUAUCAAACAGAAACGGAGUUCAAGGAUCCGAUGUUAAUUUCAAAGGUGGGGAGAUUUUCCAUGGAGCUACGAAGAGGAGUAAAGAUGAUGAUUUGUUAAUGCCAUCAAGAGAAGGAGGAUACGUCUCCCAAACUUCUCAUUUUUUCACUGAAUUGUCCAUCAUUAAGACCUCGAAAGAGGAAGACUGGAUUAUAGGUGGCAAAAGACAGAUAUCUUCACAUCCACGUGGGAGUAUAGAUCAUAGUAGUUUUUGCUCCACCACCCCUUUUCAAGAUGGAGAAAAUAAACGAGAAGUCAUUUCAGAUGAUUCUUUCAUUGUUCCGUCACGAACAUUGGAUGGCCCACUGCAACGUCAGCCAAAGGAUGACACUUUCAUGGUACCAGACAUUGCCGGGUCUAAUCAAUCCGUGAAUAGCACGCAUGGUAAAGUUGAAGCUGGAAGUUUCUCUGAACCUGAAGACUUCUCAAUGAUGUUUGGACAAAAUUCUGCUUCUCAGCAAGUUAUGAAUUAUAGGUCUCCGAAUAUGGGUUAUGGGGAUAAUAUUUCACUGUAUGAAACAGGUGGGAUUCAGUCUAAAACUGAACCAAGCGUUAGCAUUGAUGUUACACCACUGCAAAAUGAUAAAUCGAGCAAUUCCAAGAAUGGGAAGGAGCUGGGAAGGAAAGUGGCUGGAAAGGAACCAAAGUCUAAAGCUUUAAAGGGGUCACUGUCAAGGAGCAAAUCCGACAUUCCACUGAGGAGUAAGAUAUCAACAGCAGGAAGCACAAGAGGCAAAUCUGAUAAGGAAGAAGAGAAGAGGAAGAAAAUGGAAGAAUUAUUGAUUCAGCGUCAAAAGAGAAUUGCUGAAAGAAGUGCUGCUAAGGGUAUUACCCGUGAAAUUCCAAAGAGGCAUCCAAUAGAGAGUAAGAAGAGUAAUGAGAAGACCGCAACAGCUGAGAGUAAAACAUCAUGUAAACCAGUUAUGAAGAGUUCCACCAUCGAUCGCUUAUCUACUGCUCGUACAACAAGCAAGCACUCGUCUACUGAAUCUAGAGUUGGUCAAAACCAAAAACCAACAUCUAAGGCGAAGCCCACAAUGGCGCCUUCCCUACUGAAAAAGACGAAGGCAACUCAGGAGCGACGGGACAAGAUCAAUGCUUCAGACAAGAAAACUGGUUCAAAUCAUUCAAGGAGUACUUCCACUGUUCAGGUAAAGGCUAGCGCAGGUGCCACUCCCAUGAUCGCGGAUGAAUCUAGAAGAGCUGAAGGGACUCAAGCUGAAAGGAAGGAUAGCAAUGAGGAUUCUGGGAGGGAUACCUUGUUACAUACUAUGACUUCAGUUGAGAAGAGAGAAUUGGCUACACUUUUCACUACAGAUGCUUCAGAAGAGAAAAACUCCAUUCAGAUCUUACCUAGCAAAGACAGGCCACUCCCUUUAAAACCUUCAUCAAUGCUAAAGGAACAGCAACUUAAUGUUGAUGAUGUUCGUGUUGGGCUUGCACCUGAGAUCGCAGUUCAUCCUACAGCGGAAAAUCAUUUGAAGUCUGCUCUAUCGAACAGUAAUGAGAAAGGUACAGAGAAGAAAAAGCUCUCCUUCUCUCCCGAAAUCUCAGUGAUGAAUAUUAUCUCAACUCCACCUUCUGAUAGCGAAGCAAGUCCAGAACUAAACCAUUCCAGAAAAAAAUGGAAUAAUGGUGAAAGCUCUCCGAAAAUCCCUAAGGGCUUCAGGAAGCUCAUCUUCUUUGGUAAAAGAAGUUGAUUCUUGAAUGAAUUUUACCCGAGAAGCCUCUACAUAAUGCGCCAUUCAGAUUCACGAGGUGCAUCGUAUGGUGUCAAGCGAUGAAGGAUGGGUUAAUUUAUCGUGAAGCAAACAAUAAACCAUUCAGCAUGGUUUUGUAUAGAGAUCUCAUUCCAACCAUUUCCGGAGGCAAGAGUUCUCUUGUUGUUUCCCUUGUGUAUCGAUGAUUUUGUUUCCUGAGUGUACUUGUUUGUUGUUUGAUGGUUUCCUUUGUAACUGUGAUGAUGUAAGGUCAUGUGUUAUGGUUGUAAUGCAUAUUUUCCCUCCAUUGGUAAUGUAUCUAAAUUUAUCAAA